AUGCCGCCUAGGCAAAGUAAGCCUCCACGUCCUUAUAGAGAUGAAGAAUCGGUACAUGGAAGUGGUGGUGAAGCACCUCCACCUCCUCCUCCACCACCUCCACCUUUUCCUCCGCCUCUUCCUCCACCCAUGCCGGAUUUGGGGCAAUUUGUGGCAGCUUUGAUAGCCGCCAUACCGGACCUAGCUGAUAAACUCUGUUGCACGAAAGAUCAGAGGGUCAAUUACGCAGGGCUGUCACUUAAGGGUGAAGCCCGUCACUGGUGGAAGGCUACAAAGACUCUGCUCAUAGAAGAGUUGGGUCGCGGAGUUCCUAUCACAUGGGAACGCUUCAAGAAGAAGUUUAAUGAUUGCUUUUUCCCUCAAGCACAUCGACAACAAUGUGCGCGAGAAUUUCAAGAUUUAAAUCAAGGGGCUAUGUCAGUUGAACAGUAUUCGGCUAAGUUCCUUAAACUUUCGAGGUAUGCUCCACGCUUCAUCCCCGAUGAAGAGACCAAGAUUGAGAGGUUUCGUGAUGGCUUGUCACCACAAAUCCUUGAAAGGGUUAUCUGCUUCAAGGUCACCGACUAUGCUGAUAUGGUGCACAUGGCCACUAUGGUCGAUAAGGGAAUUAAAAAUGCGAUUGCUGACUUUGUAAAUAGGAAGCAGUCAAUGUCUUUAGGGGCACCUCCCUCACCCCCAUCCAAAAGACAUGUUACAAGUAGCAGUGCUGGGCCUAUUGUGAGUAGGGACACUUCUGGUAGUCAGGGUAGUGGCAAUUACCCUCAGUGUAGCAAAUGCGGGAGGCUGCAUAGGGGAAAAUGUAAACUGGGAAUGAAAGUGUGCUUUAAGUGUGGCAAGACCGGCCACUUUAUAAGGGAAUGUCCACAAGCAAGUAUGGGAAAAGGACAAGAGUCACAGACAAGCGUCAAUCAGCCAAGGCAGACAGCUCCAGCAAGGGUGUUUGCACUCACACCAGACAAUGUCAUUGCUGAGGAUAAUAUUAUCGGCGUAGUCACAGUUGAAGGGAGAACCUUGCCAGCAAAGCUAGCAGUAUUCAGCAUGUUGGGCUUCGAUGUCAUUCUUGGCAUGGAUUGGCUAUUGGAGUACAAAGCUAACAUUGAUUUCCAUAGGAAGGAAGUCACAUUCCGACCUUAUGGAAUGGAAGAGUUCAAGUUCCAAGGGUCUAGAGUGCGAGCGACUCCGCCACUUCUCUUUGCCGUCCAAGCAAUUAAGAGGGUCAGAGAGGGUGCACAAGCUUAUUUGGCUUAUGUUCAAGCCAAGCCUGAAGCCAGGGUGAAAUUGGAAGACAUUCCGGUGCCUAUCGACAAGGCACCCUAUCGUAUGGCUCCGACUGAGUUGAGCGAAUUGAAAAAGCAGCUUCAAGAGUUGCUUGAUCAAGGUUUCAUUCGGCCUAGUGUAUCUUCGUGGGGAGCGCCGGUUUUGUUUGUGAAGAAGAAGGAUGGGUCUAUGCAGAUGUGCAUAGAUUACCGUGAGUUGAACAGGAUAGAUCUGCUUUCGGGGUACCAUCAGCUCAGGGUACGAGAAAAAGACAUUCCAAAGACAGCAAUCCGAACACGGUAUGGCGAUUACAAUUUCUUAGUGAUGCCAUUCGGAUUAACAAAUGCACCGUCAGUGUUUAUGGACUUGAUGAAUCGAGUAUUCCAUGAGUAUUUGGAUUCUUUUGUAGUGGUUUUCAUUGAAGACAUAUUAGUCUACUCGACUAAUCAUGUCGAACAUGAGGUACACUUGAAGACAGUAACGGGGAAGCUAGGAGAAAAGAAGUUGUUUGCUAAAUUGAAGAAGUGCGAGUUUUGGCUUGAAGAAGUGUCAUUCUUGGGUCAUGUUGCGAGCAAGAAUGGACUUACAGUGGAUCCAGCAAAAGUGCAAGCCGUGGUUGAGUGGGAACGGCCUACGAGCUUGCGAGAGAUCCGUAGCUUCUUGGGCUUAGCAAGUUAUUACAAGAGAUUUAUUGAGGGGUUCUCUUCAUUGUCAGGGCCAUUCACUACCCUCACAAAGAAGAAUGCUCCAUUUAUUUGGAGUGAUACAUGCGAAGCAAGGUUCCAAGAGCUGAAGCGCAGACUAGUUACAGCACCUGUACUUACACUGCCUAUGGAGUCUGUUGGGUAUGUCGUGUAUACAAAUGCAUCCAAGAAGGGAUUGGGAUGCGUGCUUAUGCAACAGGACCGAGUGGUAGCCUAUGCCUAA
Molecule: messenger RNA, 2184 nt
Organism: Alnus glutinosa
Lineage: Eukaryota; Viridiplantae; Streptophyta; Magnoliopsida; Fagales; Betulaceae
Exons: 5
Coding region: 1-2184 (727 amino acids)
Molecular function (GO): zinc ion binding; nucleic acid binding
Source: RefSeq, a predicted model, not a curated record